Molecule: messenger RNA, 1501 nt
Organism: Gekko japonicus
Lineage: Eukaryota; Metazoa; Chordata; Lepidosauria; Squamata; Gekkonidae
Gene: MIDN
Product: midnolin
Exons: 7
Coding region: 1-1494 (497 amino acids)
Cellular component (GO): nucleus
Molecular function (GO): protein binding
Source: RefSeq, a predicted model, not a curated record
AUGGACCACCAACCCACCCCCAGGAGUUGCAGCCGGGGGCCCCCAGCCUGCGAAGCCGUCCAGAGCGACCCUUCCAUGAAUGUUCACAUCCACACGACCACCGGGGCCCGGUAUGAGCUCUCUGUCCCCUUGGAAGAGACGGUGGAAGGUCUGAAAAGGCGGCUCUCCCAAAGGCUGAAGGUGCCGAAGGAAAGACUGGCUCUGCUGCACAAAGAAAGUCACCUUAAUUCGGGCAAGCUGCAAGAUCUGGGGGUCGCGGAAGGAAGCAAGUUGACUUUGGUACCGACAGUGGAAGCAGGCUUGAUGUCUCAAGCAUCCAGGCCCGAACAGUCCGUAAUGCAGGCUUUGGAAAGCUUAACAGAAACUCAGGUAAAUGACUUCCUCUCAGGAAGGUCUCCCCUGACUCUCGCCCUGCGCGUCGGGGACCACAUGAUGUUCGUCCAGCUGCAGCUGGCAGCGCAGCAGAACGGCGGCCAAGUCCAGCACCGCCACGUGAUCGCCAGCCGCGGAGAGCCAGCCGGCGGGGGAACGGCCACGACGCCGGUGCCGGUUGCCAGCCCGGCCGCCUCCAAUUGCCGCACAUUCCACGGAGGCAGCGGCAGCAGCCCCGCAUCCGGUUUUGCCCGGGUCCCUGUGGUGCCCACUUGCCAGCAGAGCCCAGCCUCGAGUCCCGCUGCCCCUUCGUCGUCGGCUCAGGCCACGCCUAUGUACUGUAACGCUGCCCACCCCACUCCGGUCACGGCAGGCAUGUUCCGGUCACACGGGGCCAGCGCGCAAGCGGUCAGCAGCAGCGGCGUUGUCUCCUCGUGUUCCGAGGUGGACUGCACGGCGCGAAGUAAUGGCUUGCCUGGUACUGGCCCGGCCCAGCGUUCCCGCAAACCCGGCGCCGUGAUUGAAAGCUUUGUUAACCACGCCCCAGGGGUCUUCUCGGGAACUUUCUCCGGCACUUUGCACCCGAACUGCCAAGACAGCAGCGGGAGGCCCCGGCGGGAUAUCGGCACCAUCCUCCAGAUCCUCAACGACCUCCUGAGCGCCACGCGGCACUACCAGGGCAUGCCCCACUCCCUGACGCAGCUGCGGUGCCAGACCCAGUGCUCCUUGUCCUCGUCGCCGCCGCUCUCCCCGGAUCAUGCCAGCAACACUACCUCAGAGAAACUGGCAGCUGCUGCUAACCAGCCUUUUCAUUCUGGGGUCCCGUGUCCCAGCCAGGCGGGGAUCUGCAAGCCUUCUGGGGACCGCUUGCGGCAGACAGAGAACCGGGCCACCCGCUGCAAAGUGGAACGCUUGCAGCUCUUGAUGCAGCAGAAACGGUUGCGCCGAAAGGCCCGGCGGGAUGCCCGUGCGCCGUACCACUGGCUGCCGAACCGCAAGUCUACCCGAAGCCACAGCAACAGUAGCGUCUCUAGCGAAGGCAGUUUGGACCUAGACUUUGAAGACUCUGUCUGGAAGCCAGAAGUCAAGGCGGACAUGAAAUCUGAAUUUGUUGUAGCAUAAAAAAAAC